Peronospora matthiolae is the source of this 630-nucleotide messenger RNA. NCBI's taxonomy places the organism in Eukaryota, Oomycota, Peronosporomycetes, Peronosporales, Peronosporaceae. The record is from the annotation of a GenBank genome assembly.
AUGCACCGGUCUGUCAAUCUGCUCGUGAUCGCGGUUUUCCUGCUUCUAAAUUCCAGUGACGUGGUCCCGAUCUCCACUUCGACGGAGGUCUCGUCCUUUCGCUCUGCUGGUGCCGAUGCUCGCAAAGAGUCCCGAACACUGCGGGCGCUGAAUUCGGCUGGCUUCUCUCAGGCGUCGGAGUCUUUCGCCACGAAAUUGAAGACAUUCAUACCGGGUUCAGCUCAACACGCUGCAGCAAAACGGGCGAAAGCCCAACAGAUAGCAACAGCACGAAUGGCAGCAAGCAAGGCGAAAUUUGAGAACGAUGUUCUGAGUGCACAGUCGGCGCUGCUGAGCUUGGGUCUAGAGGGGCAUGGCGACAAGUUUGACUCAGCAAUAAGAAAUGUCAUUUCCGGAGGCAUGAUUCCCGGCACGAUGAAGGCACGCGACAAAGAAUUCCUAUCUGGUGUUGCUGCUGCGCAUUAUCGGAACGAACCCAAGGUGUUUAGGGAGCUGCUCGAGUUAGCAACUACCUUCAGUGAUGCCCAAGUGAAAAAUGGAGUUGCUAAAUUGGUCAAAGAUUAUAAUGCUUACUACACAAAAAAGAUAGCAAAGUUGGUACUAGAGAAGCUGACGAAAAGGCCUAUUUAG